Rhinopithecus roxellana (golden snub-nosed monkey) is the source of this 11816-nucleotide messenger RNA. It is a transcript of the gene POLR1A, whose product is annotated as RNA polymerase I subunit A. The transcript is spliced from 34 exons. Gene Ontology annotation, cellular component: RNA polymerase I complex. Gene Ontology annotation, biological process: DNA-templated transcription. The coding region runs from base 122 to 5284 and encodes 1720 amino acids. NCBI's taxonomy places the organism in Eukaryota, Metazoa, Chordata, Mammalia, Primates, Cercopithecidae. The record is from RefSeq and is a predicted model, not a curated record. Gene Ontology annotation, molecular function: DNA binding; DNA-directed RNA polymerase activity.
CUUCCGCGCGCAAGCGCACUUUGAAUCACGUGGUGACUCCGAGCUUGAGGCUGAAUUAAGAAUAGUCAGGUGGUGAGUGGACCGUCUCUCUGGGUGUUGGAAUUCAAAACGGAUCUGGAGGAUGUUGAUCUCCAAGAACAUGCCCUGGCGGCGGCUGCAGGGCAUUUCCUUCGGGAUGUAUUCGGCUGAAGAGCUCAAGAAAUUAAGUGUUAAGUCCAUUACGAACCCUCGGUACCUGGACAGCCUGGGGAACCCAUCGGCAAAUGGCCUGUACGAUUUAGCUUUGGGUCCUGCAGAUUCCAAAGAGGUGUGCUCCACCUGCGUGCAGGACUUCAACAACUGCUCCGGGCACCUGGGCCACAUUGAGCUCCCACUCACGGUGUAUAACCCUCUCCUCUUCGAUAAGCUGUACCUGCUGCUUCGGGGCUCUUGUUUAAACUGCCACAUGCUGACUUGUCCCCGGGCCGUGAUUCACCUCUUACUCUGCCAGCUAAGGGUUCUGGAAGUCGGGGCCCUUCAAGCAGUCUACGAGCUUGAGAGAAUUCUGAACAGGUUUCUGGAAGAAAAUGCUGAUCCCUCUGCUUCUGAAAUUCAGAAGGAAUUAGAACAAUACACAGUUGAAAUUGUGCAGAACAACCUCCUGGAGUCCCAGGGUGCACAUGUAAAGAACGUGUGUGAGAGCAAGAGCAAGCUCACUGCUGUCUUCUGGAAGGCACAUAUGAAUGCUAAGCGCUGUCCCCACUGCAAGACUGGGCGAUCUGUUGUCCGAAAGGAACACAAUAGCAAGUUGACGAUCACGUUUCCAGCCAUGGUGCACAGGACAGCUGGCCAGAAGGACUCCGAGCCCCUGGGAAUUGAGGAAACUCAGAUGGGAAAACGAGGAUACUUAACACCCACCAGUGCCCGCGAACACCUUUUUGCCCUGUGGAAGAAUGAAGGAUUCUUUCUGAACUACCUUUUUUCGGGAAUGGAUGAUGAUGGUAUGGAGUCCAGAUUCAAUCCCAGUGUGUUCUUUCUCGAUUUCUUGGUGGUGCCACCCUCAAGGUAUCGCCCAGUCAGUCGCCUAGGAGACCAGAUGUUUACCAAUGGCCAGACGGUGAACUUGCAGGCUGUCAUGAAGGAUGUAGUUCUGAUUCGAAAACUUCUGGCCUUGAUGGCCCAAGCACAGAAGCUGCCAGAGGAAGUGGCCGCACCCCGUCCAGAUGAGGAAAAAGAGUCUUUGAUUGCUAUUGACCAAUCCUUUUUGAGUACACUUCCAGGCCAGUCCUUCAUAGACAAACUUUACAACAUUUGGAUUCGCCUUCAGAGCCACGUCAAUAUUGUGUUUGAUAGUGAGAUGGACAAACUAAUGAUGGACAAGUACCCAGGCAUUAGGCAGAUCCUGGAGAAGAAAGAAGGCCUGUUCCGAAAACACAUGAUGGGAAAGCGAGUGGACUAUGCUGCGCGCUCAGUCAUCUGCCCAGACAUGUACAUCAACACCAACGAAAUUGGAAUUCCCAUGGUAUUUGCCACGAAACUGACCUACCCGCAGCCAGUUACCCCGUGGAAUGUUCAGGAACUUAGGCAAGCGGUCAUCAACGGCCCCAAUGUACACCCAGGAGCCUCCAUGGUCAUCAAUGAGGACGGCAGCCGCACAGCCCUGAGUGCUGUGGACAUGACCCAGCGAGAGGCCGUGGCCAAGCAGCUCCUGACCCCAGCCACAGGGGCACCUAAGCCCCAGGGGACAAAAAUUGUGUGCCGGCAUGUGAAGAAUGGGGACAUUCUGCUACUAAACCGACAGCCCACCCUGCACAGACCCUCCAUCCAGGCCCACCACGCCCGCAUCCUGCCUGAAGAGAAAGUGCUCCGACUCCACUAUGCCAACUGCAAGGCCUAUAAUGCCGACUUUGAUGGAGAUGAGAUGAAUGCCCAUUUCCCCCAGAGUGAGCUGGGCCGGGCGGAGGCCUACGUCCUGGCCUGCACUGAUCAGCAGUACCUUGUUCCCAAGGAUGGCCAACCAUUGGCGGGACUGAUCCAGGAUCACAUGGUUUCAGGUGCAAGCAUGACUACUCGGGGUUGCUUUUUCACCCGGGAGCAGUAUAUGGAGCUAGUGUACCGAGGACUCACAGACAAAGUGGGGCGCGUGAAGCUCUUUCCUCCUUCCAUCCUGAAGCCCUUUCCGCUGUGGACAGGAAAACAGAUUUUGUCAACGCUGCUCAUAAAUAUAAUCCCAGAGGAUCACAUCCCGCUGAACUUAUCUGGAAAGGCAAAAAUCACCGGGAAAGCCUGGGUGAAGGAAACUCCUCGAUCUGUUCCUGGCUUUAACCCUGACUCGAUGUGCGAGUCCCAGGUAGUCAUCAGGGAAGGGGAGCUGCUCUGCGGAGUGCUGGACAAGGCGCACUAUGGGAGCUCCGCCUAUGGCCUGGUCCACUGCUGCUAUGAGAUCUAUGGGGGCGAGACCAGCGGCAGGGUUCUAACCUGCCUGGCCCGCCUCUUCACCGCCUACCUGCAGCUCUACAGAGGCUUCACCUUGGGCGUGGAAGACAUUUUGGUGAAGCCAAAGGCAGAUGUCAAGAGGCAACGUAUCAUUGAAGAAUCCACCCACUGUGGGCCCCGGGCUGUCAGGGCUGCAUUAAACCUGCCAGAAGCCACAUCGUAUGAUGAGAUCCGAGGAAAAUGGCAGGAUGCCCAUCUGGGCAAGGACCAGAGGGAUUUUAACAUGAUUGAUCUGAAGUUCAAGGAGGAAGUGAACCAUUACAGCAAUGAGAUUAACAAGGCAUGCAUGCCUUUUGGCCUACACAGACAGUUCCCAGAGAACAGCCUGCAGAUGAUGGUGCAGUCGGGAGCCAAAGGUUCAACUGUGAACACGAUGCAGAUCUCGUGCCUCCUGGGCCAGAUUGAAUUGGAAGGUCGGAGACCCCCGCUGAUGGCGUCUGGCAAGUCACUGCCCUGCUUUGAGCCUUAUGAGUUCACCCCCAGGGCUGGUGGCUUUGUCACUGGCAGAUUUCUCACUGGCAUCAAACCUCCUGAGUUCUUCUUCCACUGCAUGGCAGGACGAGAGGGCCUGGUCGACACUGCUGUGAAAACCAGCCGCUCAGGCUAUCUCCAAAGGUGCAUCAUCAAGCACCUGGAGGGGCUGGUCGUGCAGUAUGAUCUCACGGUCCGUGACAGCGACGGCAGUGUGGUACAGUUCCUGUAUGGGGAGGAUGGCCUGGACAUCCCCAAGACACAGUUUCUGCAGCCCAAGCAGUUCCCCUUCCUGGCCAGCAACUACGAGGUGAUAAUGAAAUCGCAGCAUCUCCAUGAAGUUUUAUCCAGAGCAGAUCCCAAAAAAGCUCUCCGCCACUUCAGAGCUAUCAAAAAAUGGCAAAGCAAGCACCCUAACACGCUGCUGAGAAGAGGCGCCUUCUUGAGUUAUUCCCAGAAAAUUCAGGCGGCUGUGAAAGCCCUGAACCUUGAGAGUGAAAACCGGAAUGGCCGCAGCCCCGGGACUCAGGAGAUGCUGAGGAUGUGGUAUGAGUUGGAUGAGGAAAGCCGAAGGAAAUACCAGAAGAAGGCGGCCACUUGUCCUGACCCCAGUCUGUCUGUCUGGCGUCCUGAUAUUUACUUUGCAUCAGUUUCCGAAACGUUUGAAACAAAGGUUGAUGACUAUAGUCAAGAGUGGGCAGCUCAAACAGAGAAGAGUUAUGAGAAAUCAGAGCUUUCUCUCGACAGGUUGAGGACCUUGCUGCAGCUGAAGUGGCAGCGCUCACUGUGUGAGCCGGGUGAGGCUGUGGGCCUGCUAGCUGCCCAGAGCAUCGGAGAGCCCUCCACCCAGAUGACCCUCAACACCUUCCACUUUGCAGGCAGAGGCGAGAUGAACGUCACCCUGGGCAUUCCAAGGUUGCGGGAGAUUCUCAUGGUGGCCAGCGCCAACAUCAAGACGCCCAUGAUGAGCGUGCCCGUGCUCAACACCAAGAAAGCCCUGAAGAGAGUGAAAAGCCUGAAGAAACAACUCACCAGGGUGUGCUUAGGGGAGGUGUUGCAGAAAAUUGACAUCCAGGAGUCCUUCUGUAUGGAAGAAAAACAGAACAAAUUCCAGGUGUACCAGCUGCGGUUUCACUUCCUGCCACAUGCAUAUUACCAGCAGGAGAAGUGCCUGAGACCCGAGGACAUCCUACGCUUCAUGGAAACAAGAUUCUUUAAACUUCUGAUGGAAUCCAUCAAAAAGAAGAAUAAUAAAGCAUCAGCCUUCAGGAAUGUAAAUACUCGAAGAGCUACACAGCGGGAUCUGGACAACGCUGGAGAGUCAGGGAGAAGUCAGGGAGAGCAGGAGGGCGAUGAGGAAGAAGAGGGGCACAUUGUGGAUGCUGAAGCUGAGGAGGGGGACGCUGAUGCCUCUGAUGCCAAACGCAAGGAGAAGCAGGAGGAGGAGGUUGAUUAUGAGAGUGAGGAAGAGGAGGAGAGGGAGGGUGAGGAGAACGACGAUGAAAACACGCAGGAGGAACGAAAUCCCCACAGGGAAGGUGCUCGAGAGACCCAAGAGCGAGACGAAGAGGUGGGCUCAGGCGCCGAAGAGGACCCGGCCCUUCCCACCCUCCUGACUCAGCCCCGGAAACCCACCCACGGCCAGGAGCCCCAGGGGCCCGAGGCCAUGGAGCGCCGGGUCCAGGCUGUGCGUGAGAUCCACUCGUUCAUAGAUGACUACCAGUACGACACUGAGGAGAGUCUGUGGUGCCAGGUGACCAUGAAGCUCCCUCUGAUGAAGAUCAACUUUGACAUGGGCUCCCUGGUAGUAUCUUUGGCCCAUGGCGCCGUCAUCUAUGCGACCAAGGGCAUCACUCGGUGCCUCCUGAAUGAAACAACCAACAAUAAGAACGAGAAGGAACUUGUGCUAAACACAGAAGGAAUCAAUCUCCCAGAGCUGUUCAAGUAUGCAGAGGUCCUGGAUCUGCGCCGCCUCUACUCCAAUGACAUCCACGCCAUGGCCAACACGUAUGGCAUCGAGGCCGCACUGCGGGUGAUCGAGAAGGAGAUCAAGGAUGUGUUUGCCGUGUAUGGCAUCACGGUCGACCCUCGCCAUCUCUCCCUGGUUGCUGAUUAUAUGUGCUUUGAGGGUGUUUACAAACCACUGAAUCGCUUUGGGAUCCGGUCAAACUCUUCCCCGCUACAGCAGAUGACGUUUGAAACCAGCUUCCAGUUUCUGAAGCAAGCCACCAUGCUGGGAUCCCACGAUGAGCUGAGGUCUCCUUCUGCCUGCCUUGUGGUCGGGAAGGUCGUCAAGGGCGGGACAGGUCUGUUCGAGCUCAAGCAGCCGCUGAGAUAGCGGCACCAUCUGCCCAGCUCCAAGGACCCUCAGGGAGGGCGUGGCCCAGCCCGCCUUCUGCAUGAGAGGACCAGGAGACUGGAAUCCAGGGCAGUUCCAAGUGACAGUACAGAGCACAGCAGCGACCUUGGGCCUGAAAACAAUGGGUCUCUGAGCUGGCCCAGUUUCACCUGGAAAGUGACAAAGUUGCUCAUCCUUGCCCCUCCCUGUCUCUGCAUUUGUAUCAAGGUUUACCAAGUCUUCUGAGUCCCCCUGAGAUGGCUGGGGCCUCACCUGUGCCGCAGGAGGCCUCUGUGGCAUAACCGCUAAGGAGAAGCUCUGAUUCACUGAGAAGACCAAGGGGAGGCAAUGCUUUGCUGCUGGGAACCCCAGGCACCUCCAGAGUAGGGAAGCGGGAUUCUUUUGCUAUGAGUGGCCAGGGACAACAGACAAGAUUCCUGGGGGCUCCCGAUGAGCAGGAACAUGGAGCCUGCUGCCCAAGGCCUGCUCCUUCCAGCUGCUCCAGUCCCUGGGGGCAGAGUCCACAGAGAGUCCCCAUCAAGACUUCUUCCCUGAGUCAAGUACAGGGUAGCACAGUCCUCCACCCACCCAUCCUCUCUGCCCAGCCAGGGUGGCAAGGUGUCCUUCUAGACCACAUCAGCCCCAAGGCUGGGGACAGUCGCUCCAGGGCGGCAGCAGUUCACUCCCGCACGUAGAACCCAGGUCACUGCUGGGGCGAUUGAACAGUUUGCCUGACUUUUCUCUGCUGUCAGUUUGGUGUGGAGGCCUAUGUUCUGCCCCAUAUGCCCCAUAGGCCCUGCUUAUGGGAAGGAACACAGGCCUCCACCCAGAGGACUGUGCCGCCCUGUACUUGGUCGUCCACAUUCUGUCUCCCUCUACCACCAGCAACACAUUUCCCUGGCAUGGACAGAAAAGACAGAGAGGACUUGUGCAAAGGCUUUGUAAAACCAGAGGCUGCUGUUUUUGUCUACUGUUAUUUCAGCUCAGGGCGGGUAAUAAACAUCAUUGGAACUAGCUAUUAGGAAAGAAAAAAACUUGGGUUUUUUUAAAACAAUUUUUUCCCUUGAUUUGCAGUUUCUGCAUUUGGAUUUGAGAACCCAGGACAGGGAUUUUCUUGGCACAGUCAGAUCUUGGAUCCCUCUUCCUGUUCUUUCUUGUGUGAGGCCUUAGCAGGAAGAGCUCAGCCUCUGCAGCCUCCUGCACCUCUGCCCCUGGCCUGCCUCUGCAGUGACCCCCUUCCAGAGCUAGCUGCUGGCCCUGUGGCCAGGAGAAUCACAGGGCAGAAGCCUUUAUGCAGAAGCUGUGCUUUGCCUUGGUCUGGUUUGGGGAGGCUGCUGCUGUGACCUCGAGGGUAGGGUUGGGGAUCAAGGGAGGCCUUGUUAAGGGAAAGUGACCAUGUUGCUCCCUACAGACACACAAUAGGACCCAGCCUGCACUUCCUACACCUACACUGGGGAAAGCCCAACAGAAAUCAGUACAUCCUAACAGGGUCUGCCAGGUUCACCAAGGCACGGCACAGAGGAAUAUGACAGUUUUGAGGCAGGCAGGAAAGGCCCAGCCUGCAGGGUAAGGCAUUCAUUCUUUGAUUUAAAGGGCAUAUUCACUUGAUGAUUUCUACACACGCUGGAAUUAUGACAGAUUGUCCUUAAAGGAGAUCACAAAGUAACCUGGUGACUAUGACACAUGGUGAAUGGAUAAGUAUUUGGUUCUGUGGGUUCCAUCUCCCAGGCACUGAGGGCACAGAGGCGAAGGAGCGAGCCCUGCAUAUUGGCAGGGCUGUGACCCUCACGCUUGGAUCAGACCUGCGACCUGUGUUGGGAUGUGAGGGAUGCCCUCCUGCCCCACCCAUCCACAUGGUUCCUGGGCAGCUCUGUUUUGUUCCUGUUUGUUUCCUGAUGGAUGUGUAUUAAGACAGCAUGUCUGAUUUUUAAACAGACAUUUGGGAGCUUGCACAUCCUGAUGAGCGAGGACUCUCACUGUGGUCACUUUAGGGGAUUACACGCUCACUUUCGUGGUUCUCUAUGCCCAGAAGCCUCUGAGAGUGGCCUUGGCAGUUUAAGGUGGCAGAGGCUUUGGAGUCUUCUCAGCACUGAAAGUGCCCAUUGAGGAUGCAUUUGAGUUUUGGAAAGCAGGCCCAAGUCAAAUCUGAUGGAUGGAUUCAAGAACAUGGAUUAAGCUGCAUUGUCAUUUUUAAUCAAAAUGUAAUGGAGAUUGAUCAUCUAGUGGGGUUCACAAACUUUUCAUGAGAGCUGUGAGUUCUUUUUUGAGACGGACUUUUGCUCUUGUUACCCAAGCUAAGUGCAAUGGCACGAUCUCGACUCCACUGCAGCCUCCACCUCCCGGGUUCAAGCAAUUCUGCCUCAGCCUCCCGAUUACCUGGGAUUACAGGCAUGCACCACCACCACGCCUGGCUAAUUUUUGUAUUUUUGUUAGAGAUAGGAUUUCACCAUGUUGGCCAGGCUGGUCUCGAACUCCUAAUCUCAGGUGAUCUGCCCGCUUCAGCCUCUCAAAGUGCUGGGAUUACAGGCCUGAGCCACCGUGCCCGGCUGGAGCUAUGAGUUCUUUCAGAAUCCUGAGAUGCCAUUAGCUAGCCACUGUUUGGCCAUCCUUCUCACAGUUGCCCUUUGGGGUGAUAUCCUUACCUACUUGCUUGCUUCUAACAGAUUUUUUAUUUGUUUUGUAGAGACGGGUUUUGGUUUAUUGCUCAGGCUAGUUUCAAACUCCUGGGCUCAAGCGGUCCUGCCGUUGUGGCCUCCCAAAGUGUUGGGUGGUGUGAGCCACCGUGCCUGGCCAGUUAAUUUUUUUUAGUGUCUCUUUUCUGGGUUCUCACCAGAAACGCUGUCAGCAUUCCCACAGAUAUUCCUGUGAGUCUUUGAAACAUUUUCUAUCCUGCAUUCAGUAAGAAUAAAACCGAGGAAUGGAUGAAGCACCUUGUGUCAUCCCCAGUCUGGAACUUGAACCUUCCUUUCUCUCCACUUUGCCCUACCCCAAAUAAUAUGUACAAAUGUCUGUACCCACUGAGCACGAACUCCCCAUUCCUUUCACUGCCCCAGCCCCUGGCAACUACUGUUCUACGUUCUGUCUCUGUGAACUUGACUUCUCUAGGUCCCUCAUACACGUGGAAAAGUACAGCAUGUCUUUUUGUGACCGGCUUAUUUCACUUAGCAUAAUGUCCUCAAGGUUUAUCCAUGCUGUAGCAUGUGUCAGAAUUCUUGCUUGAGGCUGCUGAUACCUUAUCAUGUGUAUAUACCAUAUUUUGUUUAAUCACUCAUCUGUUGGUGAACACUUGGGUUGCCUCCACCUCUUGGCUGUUGCAAAUAAUGCUGUGAACAUGGAUAUACAGAUAUCUGAGACCAGGACGGACGUUCACACCUGUAAUCCCAGCACGUUGGGAGGCCGAGGCAGGUGGAUCAUCUGAGGUCAGGAGUUUGAGACCACCCUGGCCAACAUGGCAAAACCCCGUCUCUACUAAAAAUACAAAAAUUAGCUGGGCGUGGUGGCGUGUGCCUAUAAUCCCAGCUACUCAGGAGGCUGAGACAGAAGAAUCACUUGAACUCAGGAGGUGGACGUUGCAGUGAGCUGAGAUUGCGCCACUGCACUCGUCUGGGUGACAGAGUGAGACUCUGUCUCAAAAAAAAAAAAAAAAAAAAUCUCAGACCCUGCUUUCCUUUGAAUAUAUACCUAGAAGUGGAAUUGCUGGAUCACAUGGUAAUUAUUUAAUAUUUCUGGGGGAACUGCCGUCCCAUUUUCCACAGCAGCUACACCAUUUUAUGUUCCCACCAACGGUGUACAGCAAUUUCAAUUUCUCCACAUCCUUGUCCUUGGUAUAGUAGCCACCCUAAUGAAUGUGAGAUGCCGUCUCGUGGUUUGGUAUGGACUGUGUUUCAAUCAGAUGUUGGGAGCCUUAAGUGUUCUGCACCUGCGGAGAGUUAGGAAUCACGUAAGGAGUGUCUGUUGCUUGCCAGUCUUAAAAUUUUUAGUUUGCACUUGAAUCAGGGGCUAUAGGAGUCCAGACUGCUCUUGAAAUAGGACAGACUGGUCCUUAAAGGCUGGUUUUGUUGAGUCUUUCAUCAUUGAGUGAUACCACCUCUGCAGAUGGCUCAAUGGGGCAGCCCCAUACCACAGCCUGCCCUUAAGAUGGUGUAGUUUAGACAGGUCACAGAGUUGCUGGGCCUACCGCAGGUCUCCUGACCCUGGUGCAGUUUCACUUCAAUCACAACCACCAAAAUAGUCAAAAAUUCCAAAGUUCCUACACCAUCAACCUCCACCCCACUUCUGUCCAGAGUCCACUUAGAGGCUCUCAGUUUUAUACCUUGGAAACACUUAGGAAGCUUUUUAAAAAGAUUGAUUCUGUAUUUUUAGUAGAGACAGGGUUUCACCCAGCUACUCAGGAGGCUGAGGCAGGAGAAUCGCUUGACCUGGGGAGGUGGAGGUUGCAGUGACCCGAGAUUGCGCCACUCCAGCCUGGGCGACAGAGUGAGACUCGGUCUCAGAAAAAAAAAAAGAAGAUUGAUUCUGGCCAGUCACAGUGGCUUAUACUUACAAUCCCAGCACUUUAAGAGACCCAGGCAGGAGGAUCACUUGAGCUUAGGAGUUUGAGACUAGCCUGGGCAACAUAGACCCCGUAUCUAGAAAAGUUAGCCAGGUGUUAUGACAUGUGCCUGUGGUCCCAGCUAUUCAGGAGGCUGAGGUAAGAGGAGCAAGUGAGCCCAGGAGUUCAAGGUCACAGUGAGCUAUGAUCGCACCACUGCACUCCAGCCUGGGUGACAAGAGUGAGACCCUGUCUGAAAAAAAGAUUGAUCCCAAGGCCUUGCCCAGAGAUUCUGAUUUUAUUAGCCUGGAGUGUGACCUAGGCAUUAGAAGAUCUUCAAGAGAGUCUAAGGUGCAGCAGAAUUGAGAGCCACGGACUUAGAAAAAGCCCUAAAUUGUGGAAAUGCAUGGCCACCGUCACCACCUAUCAAUACGAUGACAUCUCAAGGAGUGAGUCAUUGGCCCUAGGUUUCUGCAGUAAGAUCUUAAGAUCUGAUCUCUGCCCUCAAGUGAGUACAUGUGUGGUAAAGCUGUCAUAGUGCCAUGACAGAUGUCUGCAAGGACUUUACAGUGCAGUCCAAAGAUGCCACCAUCAGCUCCACCUGGGGCUCAACAAAGCCUGAAAGAAGAAAGGGAUGAUGCUUCCAGAAAACUGGAGGCCUGCAGCUCUGCCAGCCCAGCACAGACAGGCCAUUUGUCCAACUUAAAAGUCCCUGCCAGUGGGGGCAGAAGGAGGGAACUCAGCCAGCCAGCAUUUCCUACAAACAGCUCCAUGAGAGGUUUCCACUUAAAAUGCUAAAUCAUAAUUAUUUAAUAAGAUUUGUACCUUAAGUUCUUUAAGCAGCAUCGCUGUCCUACCACAAGUGGUCAUCAAAGAGCAGGGUUUAACUCAACUCUGAGUUACCCAGCAGGGUACCUGGGUAACCACUUGGGUUAAGGUACCCAGCAGGCUUGAUGUGCAUGUGCACCCUGCCCCCUGAUAGGACCUGGUUUAUUCACGGGCUCAGGUGUCACUGCAGCUCCUCAGUGACUAUCUUCGCGCAAGUUGGACUCAGUGGCCUGGGAGGUUUGUUCCAACCCACAGAUGCCUGACCAUUCCCAUCCUGACCAUUCCCAUCCUAACCAUUCCCUCCCCCAUGCUGCAUCCAUCCAACCUUGAUCUCCACUGUGUCCCAGGAACCCUAAGAUGCACAAGCUAUGUGGGUCCUGCCCUCACAGAACUUGUAGUCUUCUGCCCCAAACAAGACGGUUCCCCCUCAUCAUGAUCAGGCCAAAAGUUAAGGUACCCAGCAGGCUUCAUUUACAUGCACACUGCCCCCUGAUAGGAUCAUGCCUUGCACUGCUGGCUGCACUCUAGAGGGUGCUUUGUAGGAAGGACAGAGUGGAGAGGACAGUGGGGAGGUACUUAGCUGUUCAGCGGCCAGACGGGAGGGAAAUUGAAAAAGAAUCAAGAGUCCAGCCAUCCCCUCCACACCUUCUGCCCCCACUUCCACCCUGGCUGCUGGCUCUUUGCCCUUGAAUAUAGGUGAUAUAGGUGUGGGUGUGCGGUUCCAGUCACAGUGCUGCCUCUACGUAUUUUGCAAGUUGGGGUCUUCCUUGCUCAGAAGGCCUGGAGGUCCUGCCAGAUGCUGCCUUCCAGACUGGCUGCCUGCUGCAGUGUUCUCACGGGAGCCAAGGCAGCCCCGGACCUGUAGCCUCCCAUGUGACAGUUUCAGACACCACAGUCCUCAGCUGGACCACAGUAAACACUUGCCUUCCCCAACCCAUGAUUCUUGCUUGGAAACAUGAACCUGAUGUUCCACGUGCAUUCAGCCAAUCAAACCUCAAGAAUGUGAUUGAGCAGUGAGGCUGCGUUCUGGGCAAGACACUGAGCUCUGAGAUAAGACUUUUCUUGGAACCUCAGGCCCUCAACUUACAGUGGGACCCUAAGAAAUGCACUUCAGUUUCCUUUUAUGUAAAAUGGUGAUACAAUUAAUUGUGUUCAUUAAAUCGCACACAACUA